GUAGAAGGAGACGAAGAAGAAGAACACAGAAAAACAUCUCAGUUGAUCUAAAGCGUCUCUGACUCUCUACGCGACAGUUUUCGUGAGGAUAUCGCUUCUGCGUGUUUAUUUUUAACAUAUGCGGUUAUUUCUAGCAGAAGUUCGCAGUAUAUAAUGUAAUUAGCCUACAUUAACAGAGUGAAUGGACUGUUAGCCACAGUGGAGCUAAAGCUGCUAACAGCAGGGGGGCUAAUCAGCGUUUCCGACCUUUAAAGCUUUUAAAGGUUCAUGGUUUAUUGCUACAAGAAGAAUCAAGUGUGUGAGACAGCGCAGUCUGUGGACACCUCCUCUAACCUUGUUGUCCAGCUGAGGACCGAGAGACUGGGGACAGUUGCAGAGAGGACACAGAGCUGCUGACCAAGAAGCUACGAGAACAACACGUGAAGGCUGCAAACUAGGAUUGUGAAAAGGAGAUUCCCAAUUGGAGCAAGAAUGUCUGAACUAAUGAAGGUUGUAGCAGACAAACCCAGUCUGGUGUCCUCCAUACCUGCAGCAUCCUCCUCAGAACUGAAGCAGAAACAAGACAACAACGAUCUCAGUAAACAGCAGCUGUUAGUGGGUAAAGAAAAGGUUCCUGAUCUUUGGAGCUCCAGUUUGGACCAGCAGAACCCAGAACUCCUCCAGAUGAAGAAGAAAGAGGAGAAACUGAGGAUCCUCCAGGAAGGAGAGCAAUCUGCUGUGACGAUUGAGCAUGAGGAGAAUCUGCAGUUAACUGAAGACAACAUAGACUCAGCUAUACCAGUCAAAACAGAACAUGGUCAAAAGGCCUGUGGAGAACCAAAACCAGACUGUAACCCAAAUACUCAAAUACAGCCAAAUACUGAUAGAAAUUCCUCAGAUUCUUCUGAGACUGAACACAGCUCGGAUGAUGAUGAUGAUGAUGAUGAUGAUGAUGAUGAUGAUGAUGAUGAUGAUGAUGAUGAUGAUGAUGAUGAUUACAGGUUUUCAGAUUCUUCAUCUGAAACUGAAGCGAUUGAUGAAACCAGGACACUUCAGUCAGGGGUAAACAGCAGUGUGGGAGGUAAAACUGUCAAGAAACUCUUCAGCUGCACAGAGUGUUAUAAACAGUUUACAUACCAACGGUCAUUCCUGAAACAUCUGAAAUGUCAUUCAGGAGUAAACGCUGAUCAGAAGCAACCAGGAGACAAAGCUAAAGAGAAUACUUUUAUUUGUAAAGACUGUGGUAAAACUUUUAAGAAUCAUUCUUGUCUUAGAUCACAUAUAACUAUCCACACUGGAGAAAAACCAUUUGCCUGUGUUGAUUGUGGCAAAGAAUUCAGGCUAGCACAAGGUCUAAACCUUCACAGGAGAAUCCACACUGGAGAAAAACCAUUUACUUGUCGUGAAUGUGGUAACACAUUUAGCUACAAGCACAGUCUUGACUUUCACAUGGCUUACCACACAGAAGAAAAACCAUUUAAAUGUGAGGAAUGUGGUAAAGCAUUUUCCAACAAAAGCACUCUUAAGACCCACAUGACAAUUCAUAAAGGAGAAAAACCUUUUGCCUGCAGUACUUGUAAUAAAUGCUUCAGACUUCGUGGUGAUCUUAGCGCACAUAUGUUAACUCACACAGGCAUGAAACCGAUUGUCUGCAGUUAUUGUGGAGCCACUUUUACUCGGCAGUCAACUCUGACAAGACACAUUAGACGUCACACAGGUGAAAAACCUUUUUCCUGUGAUAAGUGUGAUAGAAUGUUUUAUCGAAAAUCAGAUCUAAAGUAUCACAUGUCAACUAAUUUAGGAGAACACAAGAUACCCAGUGGAAAAGGAAAAUACGCCUGUAAGGAAUGUGGAAAAAAACAUAUGCGUAAGGAGCGUCUUGUAGCACACAUGUGUACCCACUCAGGAGAAAAACCUUUUAGCUGCAGUUUUUGUAGUGCACGUUUUGUACGCAAGGAUAGUCUCAGGAUACACACAAGGAGUUUUCACAGUCAAUAGAAACUGCUCAUUUCAGGGUUUAAGAUUCAACAGUUUUUGUUUAUAAGACACUUCUGGACAGUUAUUUGUUUUACUGUGUUGUCAUGUUUCUUUAAUUCAAACAUAUUUAGAGUAUUAGGGGUUUACAUGAACUUUUUU
Molecule: messenger RNA, 2115 nt
Organism: Fundulus heteroclitus (mummichog)
Lineage: Eukaryota; Metazoa; Chordata; Actinopteri; Cyprinodontiformes; Fundulidae
Product: zinc finger protein OZF
Exons: 3
Coding region: 472-1977 (501 amino acids)
Biological process (GO): regulation of transcription by RNA polymerase II
Cellular component (GO): nucleus
Molecular function (GO): RNA polymerase II cis-regulatory region sequence-specific DNA binding; DNA-binding transcription factor activity, RNA polymerase II-specific
Source: RefSeq, a predicted model, not a curated record